AUGCAUGCAUGCAGUACCCAGAAAGCCAAAGAAGCAAUUAUUUACUCAUACAAAAGGCAUAUCAAUGGUUUUGCUGCCACCCUUGAAGAUGAAGAGGCAGCUGAAAUCGCAAAGCAUCCAAAAGUUGUCUCAGUUUUUUUAAACCAAGGAAGACAAUUACACACUACUCAUUCAUGGGACUUUAUGUUACUGGAAAAGGAUGGAGUGAUCCACCCCACUUCCUUAUGGAAAAAGGCCAGAUUUGGUGAAGAUACAAUCAUAGGGAAUCUUGACACCGGUGUUUGGGCCGAAUCAGAGAGUUUUAGUGACGAAGGGAUUGGACCCAUUCCAGCAAAGUGGAAAGGAAUCUGCCAGAAUGACACCACCGGUUUUCCUUGCAACAGGAAGCUCAUCGGUGCAAGGUACUUCAACAAAGGAUAUGCUUCGUAUGCAGGGGCGCCAUUGAGGUCCUCGUUUAACAGUGCGCGAGACCAUGAAGGUCAUGGUUCUCACACUCUAUCCACAGCAGCUGGAAACUUCGUAGCUGGAGCCAAUGUGUUCGGCUUGGGGAAUGGGACUGCCAAAGGUGGUUCCCCCAAAGCCCGAGUUGCUGCAUAUAAAGUGUGCUGGCCACCAAUCAACGGCAGUGAAUGCUUUGAUGCUGAUAUCAUGGCAGCCUUUGAUGCAGCCAUACAUGAUGGGGUUGAUGUGCUUUCAGUCUCACUUGGUGGGGACCCUUCCAAUUACUUGGAUGAUGGCCUUUCCAUUGGGGCAUUCCAUGCUGUCAAGCAUGGUAUCGUUGUGGUAUGCUCUGCAGGAAAUUCUGGUCCUGCAGCUGGAACUGUCUCAAAUGUUGCACCCUGGAUGAUAACCGUGGGAGCAAGUACCUUGGACAGAGAGUUUCAAGCUAUUGUUCAACUCCGAAAUGGGCUGCGUCUCAAGCCUUUACCGGAAGACAGAUUUUAUCCACUUAUAACUGGUGCACAAGCUAAAGCAUCUAAUGCUUCUGCCCAUGAUGCCAUGCUUUGUAUAGGAGGAACACUAGACCCACAGAAGGUGAAGGGUAAGAUUUUGGCCUGUCUUAGGGGUGAUACUGCAAGAGCAGACAAGGGUGAACAAGCAGCUCUUGCCGGAGCAGUUGGGAUGAUUCUUUGUAAUGAUAAGGCCAGUGGUAAUGAAAUCAUUGCGGAUCCUCACGUACUACCAGCCUCGCAAAUUAAUUAUACGGAUGGCAUUGCUGUAGUUUCCUACAUUAAUUCCACAAUUGAUCCACAGGGAUUUAUAACGCCCCCAACAGCACAGCUGAACGCAAAACCUGCUCCAUUCAUGGCAUCCUUCUCCUCUCAAGGACCCAACACUAUCACUCCUGAGAUCCUUAAGCCUGAUAUCACUGCUCCUGGUGUAAAUAUCAUAGCUGCCUAUACCCAAGCAACCAGCCCUACCAAUGAAAGCUUUGAUAAGCGCAGGAUUGCGUUUAACACUGAAUCUGGUACCUCCAUGUCAUGCCCUCAUGUUUCUGGAGUUGUAGGCCUUCUGAAGACACUCUACCCUGACUGGAGUCCAUCUGCAAUUAGAUCUGCAAUCAUGACAACUGCAAGAACGAGGGACAACACUGCAAAUCCAAUGAAGAAUGCUUCAUUUAUUGAGGCAACGCCAUUCAGUUAUGGUGCGGGUCAUAUACGACCAAAUCGCGCCAUGGAUCCUGGCUUGAUCUAUGACCUAACUGUCAAUGAUUACUUGGACUUUCUUUGUGCCAUUGGCUAUAACAAGACAAUGAUGCAACUCUUUUCUGAAUCUCCUAAUUACAAAUGCCCCAAGUCAGCCAGUCUUCUGGACUUCAAUUACCCUUCAAUAGCGGUCCCUGAAUUGUCUGGCUCAGUCACUGUGACUAGAAGGGUGAAGAAUGUUGGUUCUCCUGGUACCUAUGCAGUUCGUAUUCACAAACCACUUGGAGUUUCAGUUACAGUUGAGCCUAAUAUCUUGAAGUUUAAAAAUAUUGGUGAAGAAAAGAGCUUUAAGGUGACCCUCAAAGCCAAGGGACUCGGUGUAACUAAGGGCUAUGUAUUUGGAGGCCUUAUCUGGUCGGAUGGCAAGCAUUACGUAAGGAGUCCAAUUGUAGUUUCCUCAGCUGCUGCUGCUGCUGUUUAG
Molecule: messenger RNA, 2127 nt
Organism: Prunus armeniaca (apricot)
Lineage: Eukaryota; Viridiplantae; Streptophyta; Magnoliopsida; Rosales; Rosaceae
Source: the annotation of a GenBank genome assembly